AUGUCUUCACUCGACGGGUCGGUGAAGUCGAAAGGGUCGCAUACAACCCCGAUUUUUGCCGGCGUUCACGUCCCCACUCUUUCGCGCGCUCAGAAGGCUAGAUACCGGCCAGUGGCUGAAGACGAGCUCGAAUCUGACGCCGAGUUCUCUCAUGACGGACUGGAGCGCAUCGUAGCGGGUUUUCGAGAUGGCGCAGAGUCAUUCUACUAUGUUCGCUAUGAUGACGGAGUGAUCUAUAAGGUGCCCGCCCGCCCCCUCGAAUCUCGUCACCUGGGCUUGGUACAGGACUACGAGGAGUCGAAGGCUCUUGGGACGUUACCACCUUUCGAUCCCACCUCUUCAGAAGUGCAUCCCGGCGUUCGGAAAGCCGUACUGACGCUAAAACUCCCUGGUCGCGGGAAAAGGCCCAAGGCCCGCUCGCGUACGGUCGAGGAGUACAGUUCAGAUGAGCUAGCGCAGGAUCUUGACUCUGCGGAAGAUUCCGACUUAGCUCUUGCACCUGCGAAACGUCGGAGCACACGCGCCGCCGCUGCCAAUGCUAACCAGAAGCUUGGCAGCGACUUACCGUUCAGUCCUAAGAAGACGCGUUCAAGCGCGAUCGUCAUCCAUGACUCCGACAGCGACAGCGAUGUCCGAGAGGUCGCUCGGGCUACUCGCAAGUCCACACGCAAUCGAACGAGCAGGCGAGCUAAUUUGGACGAUGAAGAUUUCGAGGAUACAGCCUUCAUCGACGACGCAUCAGACAUUGCCUCAACUUCGCGAAGCAAAGUUGUGAAGAAGAAGAAGAUUGUUCGCGGCAAGGCGUCGCGGGCAGCCUAUGGCCAUUUCCGUGUUGUUGCGGACCUCCAGUAUGACGAAGAGGAGGACGAGGAACUUGCCCCUCUCAUCGCGCACAGAGGGAUAUGCGAGAAAUGCCACACCACUCCCGCGCACGAGCAACUAACGAAGGCGGCGAAGAAGGGUAAGCGGAGGCGGAAGAAUGAAGACGACGAGUCGGAAGACGAGGAAACGAGACUCAACGCUCUCGGCGGAUGGGUGCGAUGCCUCAAGUGUCCUGUUGCCGCGCAUUGGGGCUGUCUUGCGAAGACUCAACGGGAUGAAAUUCUCCGAGCCGCCCAGGAGCGGGAUAAGGCCAGUUGGCGUGCCACGGAUCCCAGCUUGCCUGAACCCCGAAGGCGACCAGGACUCGACACCUAUCAAACUACCGAGUUUAUCUGCGGGUCAUGCAUGAAAGGUGGCGUAUGUAUGGGCUGCAAAGAGGUCGCGCUCAAGCCGGACGAGUUCGCCCAUCAUGCUACAACCACGGCUCCGCAAGAUCAAGAUACCCAAUCCGCUCCUCAUAGUGCCCCCGGUACGAAUGGAACUGUUCCGUCUCCUUCUCUUGCACCCGCGCCAGAACAGAAGGAGGAUGACGAUGACGACGACAGCCCUCACGAGUUGCUCUUCCGAUGCUUUACCUGCAAACGUCUCUCGCAUUACGCACAUCUGCCGGUUCCUGACGACUUUGAUCCUGACGAUAUCUCUCCUGCCGACCUUGCCCGCUACUAUCAGCACCAGACAGGCUGGAAGUGCGGGGAUUGCAUCUCUUACGUGUAUAUCGUCGAACACAUCCUUGCGUGGCGACCCUACCCAGAGAACGCUGUAGAGCCUCCUCGCCCCGCUGAUGAGCCCGUCAACUACAAGGCCAUGCUCCCUCGAGAAUACCUCGUGAAGUGGGUCGACCGCAGUUACCGGCGGGUCGAGUGGGUUCCGCACGGAUGGCUUCUGGCCGUGACGCAAACGAAGUUGAAAAACUUCCUCCAAGCUGGCUCCAAGAUUCCUCUACUCCCCGACCCCGCGUCCGAGCCCGAGCAGAACGGUGACGCUGGACCUGCGGACUUCGAAAUUGCAGGUGAAGACGGCGAAGACGCCACACCUGCCUUGAAAGACGGAGGACACACCUCGCCUCUCUUCGCCAACCCGGACGCCGAACGCAAGAUUCCUCCGCUGUGGAAGACUGUAGACCGUGUGCUAGACAUUCGUCUCUGGCGCCCACGCAAACCUACCAAGGUCAGGGGUAAGAAGGCCAGGGUAGAGAGUGACGAGGAACAUAGCGAAGACGACCCAGAGAUGGCGAGAGCUCGAGAACUCGCGUAUCAGCGUGGCGAGGAGCCCCCCUCAGAUACGAUGGUCACAGUCGAGGAGUUCGAGAAACUCACUAAGGAACGAUUGAGCGAGAAACACGCCGACAAGGUCGCAUGGGCGUUCCUCAAGUGGGACGACCUUGGCUACGAUGACGCGUCCUGGGACUCGCCUCCUCGCUUAUCCGAGACAGGUCAUGCCGCCUACCUGAACGCCUUCAAGCGAUUCAUCUUCGCCCAGUCCGUCACUGUGCCUUUGCGGGACAAGAAACAAGGAGUCAUGAAAGCCGGCCCGCAAUGGCUCAAGAAGAAGGCGUUUACAACAGAAGCGCAGCCUGAGCUUGGUCAAGCUUCCCAGUUCAAACUCAUGCCUUUCCAAGUCGACGGCGUCAACUGGCUCUGUCACAACUGGAACAUCUCUCAGAAUUGUAUCCUUGCAGACGAGAUGGGUCUCGGCAAGACCGUUCAGAUCGUGACCUUCAUUGGGUAUCUUGCGACAGCCUUCAAGUGCUUCCCAGCGUUGGUAGUCGUCCCGAACUCGACGAUCACGAACUGGGUUCGUGAGUUUGAGCGCUGGGCGCCAAAACUCCGCGUCGUCCCUUUCUAUGGCGAGGCCAAGUCUCGAGACAUCAUCAAGAAGUAUGAACUCUUUCACAACAACCCUGCUAGCGGGACGACAGGCGCGAAAUAUCAUGUUCUAGUCACCACAUACGAGACCGUCACCAACGCGAAGGAGUUCACACCUGUCUUCAAGAGUGUGCCGCGAUGGGAGGCACUUGUCGUAGACGAAGGACAGAGGCUCAAGAGCGACGCGAGUCUGAUCUUCAAGCGUCUCAAGGAGUUGAACAGCUUCCACCGCAUCAUUAUGACCGGCACUCCACUGAACAACAACAUCCGAGAACUAUUCAACCUCAUGAACUUCUUGGAUCCCGAGGAGUGGCGGGAUCUGGAGGCGCUCUCGAGGCAGUACGAGGAGCUUACCGAUGACCUCGUCAAGGAGUUGCACGUCCGACUGAAGCCAUAUUUCCUGCGUCGCAUUAAGUCAGAAGUCCUGCAGCUGCCGCCCAAGAACGAGGUUAUCGUUCCUGUCACCAUGGCUUCUCUCCAGAAGGAGGUCUAUCGGUCAAUCCUCAGUCAAAACCUGGACAUCCUGAAUAGUUUGUCCGGUAACAAUGGUGCAUCGAAGAACAGCAACGCAACGACAAAAUCGAACAUGAACAACAUGCUUAUGCAGCUGCGCAAGUGCAUCCAGCAUCCGUACCUCGUGUCCGAGACCAUCGAGCCGCGAGGAUUGCCACCCCAAGAGACUCAUGACAGGCUGGUUGGGGCGAGUGCAAAACUUCGUCUGUUGAAGUUGUUGUUGCCGAAACUACGCACGCGGGGACAUCGUGUUCUCUUGUUCAGUCAGUUCGUCAUCGCCUUGGACAUCAUUGAGGACUUCUUGAUCGGCGAGGGUGUCAAGUAUCUCCGUCUAGACGGUAACACGAAGCAAGCUGAUCGUCAGAAAGGCAUGGACGAGUUCAACAAGGCAGACUCAGACAUUUUCAUCUACCUUCUGACGACGCGCGCCGGUGGCGUCGGUAUCAACCUCUGGAGCGCAGACACAGUCAUCAUAUUCGACCCCGACUUCAACCCUCAUCAGGACCUUCAAGCUAUCGCCCGUGCACAUCGAUAUGGUCAGAAGAAGACAGUACUUGUAUUCAAGCUCAUGGUUAAGGAUUCCGCCGAGGAACGUAUUAUGCAGACGGGCAAGAAGAAGCUCGUGCUCGACCAUCUCAUUGUGCAGAAGAUGGACGACGAGAGUGGCUCGAAGGAAGACGUGCAGUCGAUCCUCAUGUUCGGAGCUAAAGCGCUUUUCGAGGAGACCGAGGAGAGCGCCGCGCGGGAGAUACAUUAUUCGGAACAUGACAUCGACAACCUCAUCGACAAGACCGAGAAGGAAGGUGACGAAGUCGAGCCAGAGUCGGGUGCUGGAUCGCUUUUCGCGUUCGCGAAGGUUUGGUCGGCGGAGAAGGACGGCCUGGAAGACCUAGCAGAUGAUGUGGCAGAGAACUCCGAAGAAGCGGACUCGUGGGCGAAGGCGCUCCAGCUUAUUGCCACAGAGCGUGCUAAGGAACGCGAGAAGGAGGUUACUGGGCGUGGCGUGCGGCGCAAAGCGGCUGCGGUGUUUCCUCAGCAAAGUUUGGAUCUCGGCGAUACCCCGACGAAGGAGCAGGGCAAGUCGCGAAAGCGGAAAAAAUCCAGAGACAAGUCGGCAGGGUCAGACGACUCCGAAUUUCGUGCUGCAGUAUCGGAUGCCGCUACCGAGUCGGAUGCGAGCGCUGUGCGUAUGGACGUGGACAUGGACGACAUCAUCAUGCUACAACGUCGCGGGUCCAGCCCUCCGGUGCCUCUCGCCUCCAAGCACGAUUCCAAGCACAAGGGGGCGUCACGCCAUAAGCAUUCCGAUCUGACAUCCCGAGCGCUGUCCCCCAUACAUAAUCGACCGAAGGCUUCCGGACGGCCGCAGGGCGAACUCUGUGGUCUAUGCGGGAAGAUCCAUCCUCCCGGCCAGUGCUCGAUGACGGACAGUCCGGAGAAUCUGGCGCAGUACAGGCUCAUGCUCAUGCAGCAUGCGGGAGAUGAGACGAUCGAGGAGCGGCGUGCUGCUAUCCGGGUGAUCGAUGAGACCCUUCAUCGGCUCGGAAAGAUCAGUCUCAUCUACGGUCAGCCGCUGCAUCUCGUCGAGGCACCUCCUCAGCCCUCUGCGGUACCCCUGCAGAAAGCGACUCGGGUCGAUACCCCGAGUGCGCGCCCUGCAGCUCAGGCUACACCCAACGGCAUACGGCCCACCGCAGGGCCCUCGAAGAAUGGUGUCUCGCAGCCCAGUACAUCCAAACCACAGCCGUCUAUUGCCGCAGUCCAGAUACCCCCGCCACCGAUUCCCCGCAUAUCCAAACCCUCGAACGCGGUCGCGGGUUCUUCCAAACGCCCGCCCUCCCCUGUGCCCACCAACGAUGUUCCUAAAGCCAAAAAGGUAAAGGAGAUGGUGGGACAGCCACCAUGUGUAGUCUGCGGACGCGUGCCCCAUCACCUGCUCAAAGACUGCCCGGUAGUUGCAAAGGGCCCCUCUCAGAUCUCGGAAGCUAUCCAGCGGCUCUCGCGGGAGCCUAACCUGGGUCCUGUGGUGGAUGUUCUGCAAAAGCUCAUGGCCAAACAGCAGAGACGGGCGGCCAGGGCGGCCGCCAAACAAGUCAUAGACCUCGGUGACUCUUAG
Messenger RNA from Trametes versicolor FP-101664 SS1, 5376 nucleotides. RefSeq lists its product as uncharacterized. Gene Ontology annotation, cellular component: nucleus; chromatin. The transcript has 19 exons. The coding region runs from base 1 to 5376 and encodes 1791 amino acids. Gene Ontology annotation, biological process: chromatin remodeling; negative regulation of transcription by RNA polymerase II. Gene Ontology annotation, molecular function: histone binding; ATP binding; DNA binding. Lineage: Eukaryota; Fungi; Basidiomycota; Agaricomycetes; Polyporales; Polyporaceae. The record is from RefSeq and is a predicted model, not a curated record.